AUGGAGCUUCUCUCAACAAUAGCCUCUACCAUCGGCAGUGUGACAUGGGGCCCUCUCGUAGGCCUGUCAAAAAGAUCAAUAUUGAUGCUGCUGGAACGAAUUGAGACAGGCUCUCUUAUUAUUGAGACCCAAGAUGGAAAGACUUUCUCAUAUGGCCCUGGAGGUUCUCCAUCGAGUCAUCUCGAGGUUAAGAGUGAUAUGUUCUGGGUCCGACUGCUCUUAUUUGCAGAUAUGGGAUUUUCGGAGGCUUAUAUGCUCGGGGAAGUCGAAUGCUCAGACUUAUGUUCCUUCUUCACCGUCUUUAUCAAAAACCGUGCUCAACUUUCAAAUGCAAAUACCAUCUCCUCCACGGUGUUCAAUUCCUUGACUUCCAUCGUAAGAUCCACAAACACAAUGACAAAUUCCCUCCUUAAUGUGGCAGCACAUUACGACAUUUCCAACGACAUGUUUUCCGCUUUUCUCACACCCGACAUGACAUACUCAUGUGCCCUCUUCGACACUUCCGUUCCCAAUGACACAAACCUGGAAGCAGCGCAGUACAAGAAGCUGAACAAAAUUAUUAACCUCGCCAAAAUCAAGAGCGCUGAUCACGUUCUCGAGAUUGGGACAGGCUGGGGAUCCUUCGCCAUGGAGGCAGUGAAGAAGACAGGGUGUAAGGUGACUAGUCUGACACUAUCUGUGGAGCAGAAAAUAUUGGCAGAGAAACGGAUUGCACAGGCAGGAUUGGCAGAUAGUAUUACAGUGCUAUUGUGUGACUACCGUGCGUUGAAGACGCCGAAAAAGAAGUUCGAUAAGGUUGUAUCGAUUGAGAUGUUAGAGGCUGUUGGAAAGGAAUACUUGGACACCUAUUUCGAGGUCAUCCACCGGGUUCUGAAAGCCGACGGCGGGAUUGCAGUAUUCCAGUGUAUCACUAUGCCAGAAACUAGAUCCGAUAGCUACGCUAAAGGCAAUGACUUCAUUCGCAAAUACAUCUUUCCAGGGGGUUACCUACCUUCCCAUACACAGCUGGUGAGCUCUAUAAAUAGGGGCUCUGCAGGCGAGCUUGUCCUUGAAUCCGUAGACAAUAUCGGUGGGAAUUACACUCGUACACUCCGGAUUUGGUGCGAGGAAUUCCUGAAGAAAUUCGAUACCCAAAUAGCGCCUGCGUUAAAGAAGCAGCAUCCGAAUAUGAGGAAUGACGAUGCGGAGGUAUUUAGAAGAAAAUGGGUAUAUUAUUUUACCUAUUGUGAAGCCGGAUUUAAGAGCAAGGUGUUGAACGAUAUCAUUUUCAGCGUUGGAAGAGAAGGGGCUACAGAACUAUAUGAGGGGAUACCAUUAUAA
This is a messenger RNA of Morchella importuna, 1320 nucleotides long. RefSeq lists its product as uncharacterized. Lineage: Eukaryota; Fungi; Ascomycota; Pezizomycetes; Pezizales; Morchellaceae. Gene Ontology annotation, biological process: lipid biosynthetic process. Bases 1 to 1320 code for a protein of 439 amino acids. The record is from RefSeq and is a predicted model, not a curated record. The transcript is spliced from 4 exons.